CAGAGCUGUAAAAUGUUUACAACGAUGAGCAACAUGCGCAUGAGUAACAAAACAACCAUGGCGGAAGUCGCUAGAGCCGAGCUGUUAUCCACUUUCCAGGAAAUAACCAGGAUAGAAGAUAUUCAAAUCUGUAUUGACACUUUGGAACAACACAGCUGGAACUUAGAUGAAGCUGUCCAAAGUGCUAUCCCCACUGAUGUAUGUUCACCAUCUGUAGACAGAAUUGCAUUUGAUACAACAAUAGUUACAACAACCCCUUCCGCCAUAGCUACUGCCACUUCUACCACAAACACCACUCCAGCAAGUUACCAUGUUUCAUAUAAUGAUAAUGAAACCAGUUACUCUAAGUCUUACUCCUUGUCAACAUCUACACCUGCCUUGUUUAAAACCGAUUCAUUUCCUGAUAUGAGCUACUCUCACCAGACAGUUUCUCCCUACCAGUUAAAGUUCAUUGUGGAACACAAAAAUGACUUUGUUGAUUUAUUUAUAGAGAAUACAAAAACUGUUGGAUUUUUGAAAAAAGAAUUAUCUCGGCGUCUAAGUAUACCUGUGAAUUACCUUCAAUUGAAAGGUUGGCCUUCAUGUAGUAAAAUAACAGAUUCGUGCAUUUUGAAUGAAUUAAAUUUACCUCAAGAAACCAAAUUAAAAGUACAUAACACACAAAGUAAAGCUGCAACAUCAUCUCAGACAGGAUCUAGAAAUACAGUUACUGCUGACAGUUCUAAAACAUCUUCCUCUUCAUUUGGUGUCUCUGAUACUUCCAAUAGUCAAAAGGACAAAGGAAUGGAGGUUGAUGACAACGAUGAGGAUGAUGAUGAUGAUCAAGUUGAUGACUAUGAUGAUGAUGACGAUGUGGAUCUCAUAAAUGAAUACAUGUGGAAUGACACUCAACCUAAGUUUGGUCCAUUAAUGCCAGAAGAUUUCACAGAUGAAACUGUAGCACUGGAACAGUUUACUCGUGGAUUCAUUGAUCGAUUUGGAGAAUGCCAUCCUGAAUUCUAUAUCGGAUCAUUAGAUGAUGCUAUUAAGGAUUCCUUGAUGUUAAAAGCCAAAGAGAGGAAACCACUGGCUGUGUAUUUACAUGAUGACAAGAGUAUCCUCACAAAUGUUUUCUGUUCAAAGGUUUUAUGCUCUCUAGAGGUUGUUAGUUAUCUCACUGAAAAUUUUUUUGUCUGGGCAUGGGAUAUGACAAAUGACAAGAAUAAAAAACGAUUGCUCAGUAAUGCGACCAAACAUUUUGGCAGUGUUGCUGCAAUGCAAAUUAAGAAUUAUAUACCAAACCAACUACCUUUAUUAUUGAUCAUCAGUCGUGCCAGGUCAACUAAUGAAGUUUCAACUGUGAUACAAGGUUCAACAAAUCUGGAUGAACUUAUGUCUAACCUAAUAAGUGCUUUUGAACUUUUCCAAGACCAACAAAGGAAAGAUAUGGUGGAAGAGGAUAAGAGAGAAAUCCGAGAAUCAAUUAAACAACAACAAGAUGAGGCUUAUGCUGCAUCUCUUGUUGCUGACAGACUGAAGGAGGAACUUCGACAGAGAGACAUGGAAAUUGAACGAGUGGCCCAAGAGAAAAAGGAUGCUGAAGAAAAAGAGCGGGUAGAAAAUGAAAAAUCCAAAGCACAAAAAAGAGAAAUGUUAGCAAAAAAACUUCCAGAAGAACCUUCUGAAGAAUAUAAAGAUGGUAUUACCCAAAUUCGCUUUCAUCUGCCAAGUGGUGACUUCAUCACCCGGAGAUUUCGUGGACAUGAACCCUUAAGAUAUUUAUUCUAUUUUCUCACAUUAAAAGGUUAUCCAAACGAAGAUUUCAAGGUGUUGUCAAGAUUUCCACCACAAGAUGUGACUCAGCUAGAUGAGCGGAAAUCUUUUGAGCAGCUCAAGUUGUAUCCACAAGUAACACUGUUUAUAGCAGAACGAUAGGAGUAUCACUGAAAGCUGAAAGGGACUCAAUACUGUCUUUUUAUUCUUUUUUUUUAUUAUCUUAUUUUUGUGUAUGUGAGAGAGAGAGAAAGAGAGAAGAGUAUUCAGUGGCUGGUUUAAGAAAAAAUCUAAAAUACAGAAUAAAUAAAUACAUAAAAAAAAAUCUGCAAGGCUGUAAUUUAACCAUCACUGAUUUUAUCUGACUUGAUGACAAUCUAUUUCUCUGUUCAUUGCAAGCAAAGCCACAUUGAAUCUAAUAUGCAUGCGUAUGUCUGUUUGGAUGAGUGUGUGUUUAUAUAUGUGUAUAUAUAUAUAUAUAUAUAUAUAUAUAUAUAGGAGAUGUACUUGCAUAGCAAGUGACCUGAUCUGAGAUCGUGUGCUGGAACGAAAACAAUUGCAACGUGGAAGGUGUUUAUAAGCCAUUUAAAAUAACACACAAAAUCCGUUAGAUU
Molecule: messenger RNA, 2366 nt
Organism: Octopus bimaculoides (California two-spot octopus)
Lineage: Eukaryota; Metazoa; Mollusca; Cephalopoda; Octopoda; Octopodidae
Product: FAS-associated factor 1
Biological process (GO): ERAD pathway
Cellular component (GO): endoplasmic reticulum; nucleus
Molecular function (GO): ubiquitin binding
Source: RefSeq, a predicted model, not a curated record